Molecule: messenger RNA, 10697 nt
Organism: Mercenaria mercenaria
Lineage: Eukaryota; Metazoa; Mollusca; Bivalvia; Venerida; Veneridae
Exons: 20
Coding region: 139-6333 (2064 amino acids)
Molecular function (GO): calcium ion binding
Source: RefSeq, a predicted model, not a curated record
AUACGAUACAACUGAGGUAAAAUUGCGUUAUCAAAAGUUAUCCAACAGAAAUAUUAUAUUUUAAGUACGGAAUUACCCUAGAGAGUGUUUAAUAUAAAGGUAUGCACAAUAACCCGCCAAAUAUAGGACAUCUUGAAGAUGGAAUACAAACACCUUCUGUUUGUUCUUCUAACCAUAUUAUCAAUUCCAAGGUUUAUUUUUUGUGGAUAUUGUUAUAAAAGCAAAACGUGUUACAAGGUGUGUUCAAGACGUUCAACAUCGUAUACGUCGUGUGGACCCUUUGGAUGGAAGCGUUGUUCAAGACACAGUACACGUUACUAUUCAUGCUCCUAUACUUGCCAAACACGUGUAUGUUGUGCUGGGUACGAAGGAAAAGACUGUAACAGCCCUAUCUGUGAACCACCAUGUCGGAAUGAAGGCUAUUGCCAGUCGCCUAAUAGUUGUUUAUGCCGUCCAGGAUUUGCGAAGCCAUACUGUAAUGACAUAGACGAAUGUACAGAUGGUACAGCAGGAUGUGAACAUGUGUGCACAAACACGCCUGGCUCGUUCAAAUGUUCCUGUCGGGAAGGUUAUGAACUCUUAUUUGACCAAACAAACUGCACAGACAUAGACGAAUGCUUCAGGAACAGAACAAUUUGCGAUGGUAUGUGCCGCAACACCGAGGGUUCGUUUGUGUGCGGUUGUGCAGAUGGAUAUGUGUUAGAUACUGAUGGCAGAACAUGCAAAGAUGUGGACGAAUGUAUGGACGGAACAGAUUUGUGUGCUCAUAACUGCACCAAUACAGUCGGGUCAUACCAGUGUUCCUGUCACAAUGGGUUCUACUUAGCGGAUGAUAAGACUACAUGCUUAGACGUAGAUGAAUGCAUCAAAAAUCCGUUUCCUUGCGAGCAAAGAUGUAUAAACGAAGAGGGCACAUACCGUUGCGAAUGCAAAACGGGCUAUAGAAUGUCUAGCGUCAAUGGAUCUUGUAUAGACAUUGACGAGUGUGUGACUGACAAUGGUGGUUGCUCUGAUACCUGUGUAAAUACCGAGGGUUCGUACAAGUGUAUCUGUCCUCAAGGGUACAAACUUGAUGAAACUAAACAUAAUUGCACUGAUCAAGAUGAGUGCCUCGAGAAGACAUCAGGAUGUGAACAAGAAUGCACAAAUACAGUAGGCUCUUACACCUGUAGCUGUGGAACUGGGUAUUUGCUUUUAGAGGAUGUACGUUCUUGUUUUAAUGUCGACGAUUGUGCAGGUAUUGUGUGUGAGAAUAAUGGUACGUGUAUUGAUGGAGUCAGUUCUUACACGUGUAAAUGCACAGGUGGUAUUACUGGAACUCAUUGUGAAACCGAUAUCAACGAGUGUAGCUAUUUGAAUGGUGGCUGUGAAGAAAAUUGUACGAACGCAUUAGGGUCUUACUACUGCAGUUGUAUGGAACCAAAAUACUUGCACGAUAAUGGCAUGGGUUGUGUUGGUGUGUCCGAAUUCCUUGGUCUCAGCGCAGACGAACUCCCUAGAGGGGACUACAUGAUUAACGUAGAAAAUCAAAACGGACAGAACUUUCAGAUGUCAUCCACAUCGAAAUGGUACCGUCUCAAUGAAGAUCAGAAUGUAUUUUAUACAAGUGGCAUAGUCCAUGCAGAGUCUGAGAGUACUGCAUUUCCCGUUUCACUUUCCGGCGUACAAAUCGUGAACUCUUACGAAUCAUUCCGAAUUCAGGCUAAAUCUACACAAUACAGCGAGUCAGAUGGUUUAGAGUCAUUUAGAGAACGGUCGGAGAAUUUGACGACUUUUGACUUAAAUCAUUCGGACUUAUAUCACUUCAUUUCUUCCGGAACAUUUCAGAAGGCUUUCUUCGAUUCUGUCAAUCAAGUGUUGCCUAUCUGGAUGAACUUUGAAGUAGGUGGCAGUGAACUACUUGACAUCUCAGAUCUAGGAGCAGAAAUUGUCCUAGGCUCGCAAAUAAGUAACAAUAUAAACUGCGGCAAACCACCGUUACACGAAAAAAGAUUUUAUAUCUUGUUCCAGUUUGGCAUCAGUGUAUUUCUGAACUUUUUCGAUGAUAAAACAAAAUUUGCAACACCUACAGAUGAAUCGAAAUUUUGUCUUGUGACAGAUUUUCUUAACAGCGUUGGAUCAACGAUAUAUUUUCUGUUUCCAGAGAGUUCGCAAACUCCUCUUUUAGAUUCGUCAUUGUUCAAACCAUUAACGUCAGGUGACAGUGGUUUACGUGUAAAACAUUUAAAUGGAUUUGCGUUAUCCUUUAACAAGGGGAUAAAGGUUCCAGAAAACAUGAAGGUUUCGAUUUGGAAUGGAGAUUUCACUUCCGAAUACAGUUUUCCUUCAAGCGCGGACUUUUGGGUCAAAGGUCGGUUUCUAACGAAAGAUGAAACAUAUUUAAUAGACAUAAACGCAGAUGUGUAUGCUAGGAUACCGAACCCAUUUAAUAUUUUUACUGACACAUUUGAAGACAACUGGGAACUUUUAGUUGAUGUAAAAGAUACGAAAUCCGCAUAUGUGUAUCCCUUUCCGCCUGUCAGUGUACCGUUGAUUCCUGGUACGGAGGAAAUAAAGUUAAAUAUACCUACUGACGAAAUUCGAAUUGAAUUUACAGCUAGACAUCUUUUACUCUCUGUUGGAGGUAAGAAAAAGAAAUGCGGUAGGAACGAAUAUGCAGCUGGAAUAUUUGGAACGGUUUCACUUUUGGACAUCAGACCAUUUAAAACUAUUGAAAUUUUGAAAGGUAUUAGACUGUCGGACGAAAUAAAUCUAUUCAUAGAAGUAGAGUCUUACCAAAGUCAGAACGAUGAAAUGUCCCGAAUAUUUAAGGAAAGUGUAGAGAAUGGUUUAAAUAAUAUACUUACACUUCUGCAGCAGAAUAUUAUUUCAGUAUUCGGCAAUACUACUGACACCGUUGCCAAUUUGAUCACUGAAAUAAUGCAGGCACAAAAAGCUAUCGUUGAUGAUCUGUAUAAACACACUGAGUUUACAUCAAAAAUGGAAAUAAUUGAAAGCAUUUGGCUGAAAAGGAAAGCGUUUAAAAACUCAAUUAGCAACUUAGUUAUUCAGUUGAGCGAACAAUACGACCACGUCGAAGAAAUUAUAAACACUUUCAAAGAAGAUGUUCAAUUAGAGAUGACAAAAAUAGAAAGAGCUCUGAGUAAAGCUCUAGAGCAAUCUGCCAGAUCAUUGUCAAGGUCACUAGAAAAUACGAUAGGUAUUGGAUUUCAAUAUAAAGGAUCUUUGUCUUUUGAAUAUGAUUUUCUGAAAUUUAAGCAGGAGUUAAUCACGGUGGAAGUUGCUUCUUCAUCUGUUUCUUUAGGAAUAUGCGGCAGAUUUUAUAAAGUAUAUGAAUUAAUAGAAGGUGAAAAUGCAAUCCGAUUCUACGGUGAAGUCGAUGUUGGUUUUCCCUUAGGGCUUCUGUUUGAAAUUCCUGUUGGAGUAGGUUUUGGUAUUGCCCUCAACGAGGAAUUCGCCUUAGAAAAGCUAAGAGGUAAAUUUAUAUUACAGGUAACUGUAAUUUUCACACCUUUUAUUGGAUUAACUGUAACUGUUGAUUUGUUCAUAAGUAAUAACGGAAUGUAUGCCUAUUUCGAAGGAAAUUUCUUACUUGGUCUUUUCUACGUACAAAUAGACAUCGGUGCAGAAUUUGGGCGGAACUCAAUAUAUGACUCAAUACAUCUUGAGGGCCGAUUUGUUUCACCUGAAGAAAAAGACAUUGCCAGUAACCAAUUAGAAAAACGCAGUGAUUCAGGAUCGCAGUCAUUUUCCGACACACUUGAAAUAACUAUUCGAAAUUUGCUGACAGACAUUGGUGAAGCAGCUAACAAAAGAAUUGAAGAAGCGCAAAGGUACAUAUCAGGAGCUCAGGAAGAUUUUGUGAGAGCCAAGAGCUGGUUGGAAGAUAAGAAAGCAAUUCUACGCGAUGCAAAGGUAAAUUUUGAUACAGCAGUUGCAUUCUUAGAGCGGAAAAGGGAACAAUUAGAAAACGCAAAGAAAACCUUUGAAUCAUUUAGCGACAAUCUAAAAGAAGCCAGAGACAAGGUUGACCGCUUAUGUUCCAUCAGAAGUUGUGGACACAUUUGCAUUCCAGGUAUUUCAUGUUACUGGUUGGGUUGUAGUUUUGACAGCUGCAUGAUAUCUUUAGAGGAUCCGAUAUGUGUAGCUCAGAACGUGAUAUGUGCCACAGUUCGCGCUGUAGCAUUUGCAGCUUAUGAUGCUGCUAUUGCUGCAUUGCAAGCACCAUUAAUCGCUCUUGAUUUGGCUAAACAAGCAGUUUGGGUCGCACAAAUUGGUGUUGAUAGCUCAAGUAUUGUACUGAAAAUUGCUGAGGCUACAGUUGAUAUCGCAAAAUUGGGGCUAGAAGCUGCAAAACAAGGACUUGAGCUGGCGAAUCAAUCACUUGAUGUUUUAAAACAAAUUGUGAAUACAGGGUUAAAAGUGUUUGCAUUCGUUCUUGAUCUUGGCUUGCAUUUAAUAGCUGUAAAAGAUUGCGAGUUUAGUGUUGAUAUUGAAAGGACCGUUAUUCCAAUUAUAGACGUUUCAUUGAAGGUUAAUGUAUUUCAAAGCGGAUGGAUUACAGUAAGACUACGUAUUAACUUUCUUAAUCCAUUCCAAAGUAUUUGGCAUGCGGCAAAAUCUUUAGUCGAUCAACUCCUAGAAAAUAUUAACAUACUUAUUAGGCGAAAAAGAGAUAUUUCAUUUGAAUAUUUGAAACACAUACAUCCUUACAUUCGAAAUGCACGAGCAUCAAAUGUCUCGGAAGAAAACAGCCAGUGGACAGACUUUACAAUAGAUGUUACAAACACUUCAGAAUACGACAACCUAACAAAAGCAGAGAGAUAUGAUAUCCCACCCGACGAAGAUUAUAUACAAAGAGUUAAUAUUUACGCACGAAAGUGUGAGAAAUUCACAAAAGUACAAACAUUUAUCGAGAUAGCCGUCGGUCAUAUUACUGAUGUUCUAACCACAUUUAGUAAUAUUACAGAAAAGCUUCAGAAUAACAUCGACACAUUUGAUGCCUUCUCCAUCGACUCAUUUCAAAAUAUCAAUGCCUCGGAAGCUGGAAUUAAUCAAGAAACAGCUUAUAACGAGUUCAACUUAACCUACGAUGCAUUGCAUUCUGCAAUUAAUGAUACUGUAAGUAGCUUUUCAAACAGUUCAAUUGUCAGUGGCUUCAUUUCAUUGAAAAACGAAUCGGUUUUGAUGAUGGAAGAACAAAAGAAAGCGGUUGAGCAAUUUAAGUUCAUACAUGAAUGGAGCAUUGCAAUGGAGGAACAAAUUCCACUACUUUUUCAAACUGACGAAUGCGUAGACAUGGUUGACUGUUUUCAGUUUAGCAUUUAUCUGUUAUAUGAAUUAUUAUCCUCCGAGGACUCGAUGAACCAACAUCAUGAUGAUAUAAUGAAUGCAGUUUCAGGCUUUGAAUCGGUGUUUCUGGAAAUGCUGAACGGAACUAAUGCUGAAAUUUCCAGUUUGCAAAAUCACAGUGCUUUACUAGUUGAGCAUUCAAUAAUGAUUUCACAUUUGAAUUACACUUGUCUAGAGCCCCCAAUAAUAACUUCCAAACCAGACAAUGUCACAGUGGUUAGUGGUAAUGAUGUCAUUCUGUCCAUCGAGGCAAAAGGUGGUGGAAAUUUAAUUUAUUGGUGGUUCUUUGGUGACAAAAUCAUUGCCCGUAAGGAUGACGGAGUGCUUAUUUUGAAGAAUGUCUCGAUGAAGGAUGCUGGUUACUAUCACUACGUUGCAGGAAACGUAAUUGCAAAUUUCACAUCACCAACAUUUUUGCUGUUCGUUACCGAACAAUGUGUGCCUGGUAGAAAAGAGGUCCAUGGUACAUGCGUUUUGUGUGAAAUAGGGUACUACCAACCAAAUCAUGGAAAAACAGAAUGUUUCCCGUGUCCACCAAAACAUACCACGGCUUAUAAUGGUUCAUCCAAAGAUUCCGAGUGCAUUGAAACACCUGAAAUUUCGGAGCGUCAUACAGAAGACAGCAGGGUCAUGUACACAGUGGCAAUUUCCUGUGGAUCCGCUGCAGUGGUACUAAUACUUAUCACUGUGCUAACAUUCGUGUGUGUUCGCUUCAAGUUGAGGCAUAAGAAGAAAAAAGAACAAGUGACAUCGGAUAAGUUGAAGAAUACUGCGAAGAAUGAUGAGGCUGUUGUGUUGCAGAAACAUGCUUCUUUUGUCGAGUUAAAUACAGAUGUGAAGGCUCAUGAAGAUGUUGUGUUGCAGAAAGAUGCUCUCGUUGUAGAGUUUAAUACAGAUGUGAAGGCUGACGAGUCUGUUGUGUUGCAGAAACAUGAUUCUUUUGCCGAGUUAAGAACAGAUGUGGAGAACCCGGAAAACUAGAAAACGAAACUAAGAACAUAUUGUGUAGAAACAGCUUAAGGCUCAAUUUAAAGUGUGCUGUGUUGACCUUUACAUUUUGCUUAACAUUUCUACUACGUUUUAUGAACUAGGUUCAUUUCCAUCUUUGUUUUUCUUUUCGUAAUUCAUAAGAGCUGCUGUAUGUGAGUAAUUAUAAACGAAAGUGUAUUCAGAUACGAUCGUGACUUUUGUUGAAAUAAGAAACAUCCUUUAUAGUUUAUUCUACCAUGUUCUGAGUCUAAUUUUAACUUUUUACAUUUGUCUACAGUAGCCGUUGUACUCUGUGGGCCGAUUGGUUUCACUCAACCCGGGACAUGCCGGGCACGUGAGCGACAAAAAACUAUUCUCGCCGGUUUAUUAAUAAACAAACGUAGAAGCGAAUAAAAAUAUAAAUUUACAUUUUUGAUGAUUUUGUAUUGCGGCCUGUUCCAAAUAAGUUAGCAAAAUAUUUCUUGCGGUAUAUUUCUACCUUUACUGGUAUUAACCCCAAAUUUUCAAACAUCUAUCCGACUUUAUAUCGCGAAAAUAUAUUAUUUGCCGCUUUGCCUAUCUCGCAAGACCGGUGCACAUCGGCGUACGCCGGAUAGUGCCGGAAAACUAAAGGAACACGUACACCGCAAAAGUGAAACGAAUUGGCCCUAUGUUGUAGGUUGGCGCUGUUGUAAAGUCACCAUCCGGAACCCGCGGGUGAUGUAUAUGUUCUCCGUGACGGUUGGACAAAAGACAGUUUGUCUAAAGUUAUUCGUCCUUGACCUCUGACUCCUGUAGGAAAGUUGUCAGUUUCUUGGGUAGAACUAGUCAGUACUGGUACAGUAUCUAGCAACAAGUGUCUGGUUUACUGACUUAAAGAAAAAUCAUAUGAAAAAAAGCGUCGUCCGUUCACAAUUUCAUGUGAACACAAUAGAAACCACAUUUUGCAAGUGAUUUUAAUAAAACUUGCACAAAACUUGUAUUGGCAAACUAUAUCGGUUUCUUUCGAACACUGGCCAGAUCCCAUCAUGGGUUCCAGAGUUAUGACCCCACAAGGGCCAAAAUAUGGUAUUUUUGUCUUGAGAACACUAUAGAGAUCACAUUUUGCAGUCAUUUAAAAACAACAAAAAAAAAAAAAAAAAAACAACAACAACAACCCCGCCCCCCCAAAAAACAACAACAAAACAAAAACAAACAUCUUGCACACAACUUGUAUUGGCAUAAUGUCUCGAUUCCUUUCAAAAACGGACCAGAUCCCAUCAGCUUUAACAACAAUAGAUCUUGGAUUCCAUAAUGAAUCCGGUGGAUCCAAUCAUAGGUUCCGGAGUUACGGCCCCUGACUGACCCCUGAAAGAGUCACAAUUUGUUAAUUAUUACCUUUUGAACACGAUAGAAGUUACACUUAACAUUAGAUUAUAACCACACUUAGAUACAACUUAAGUCACAAUAAAAUCUCAGUUCCUUUCUAAAAUCGGCUAGAUUCCAUCAUGGGUUCUAGAGUUACAGCCCCUGAAAGGGGCAAGAGUUUCUAUGUUGGCCUUUUCAGCCAUAAAGAGGUUUCAUUUAUACUUUGAACUGAUACAAACUUGCACAGAAUGUUUAUCUUGACGAUCUCUAGGCCAAGUUCGAAACUGGGUUAUGUGGGGUCAAAAACUAGGUCACCAGGAAAUUCAAAGGGAAAGAUUUUUAACACCCUAGAAGCCACAUUUUUGAUCCUAGCUUCAUGAAACUUAGUCAGAAUAUUUAUCUUGAUAAUUCCUAUGCCAGAUUUAAAACUGGGUCAUAUGGGGUCAAAAUCUAGGUAACCCGGUCAAAUCAAAGGUAAAGCUUGUUAACACAUCCUAAGGCCACAUUUAUGACCAUAUCUUCAUGAAACUCGGUCAGAAUGAUCAUCUUUAUGAUAUAUUACUAGGCCAAAUUUGAAACUGAGUCAUGUGGAGUCAAAAACUAGGUCACCCGAUUAAUUCAAAGGAAAUGCUUGUUAACACUCUGGAGGCCAUAUCUUUGACUCUGUCUUCAUGAAACUUGGUAAGAACGUUUAUCUUGAUGAUUUCUUUGCCAAAUCCGAAACGGGGUCAUGUGGGGUAAAAGACUAGAUCAACACCCAAAUCAAAGGAAAAGCUUUUUAACACUGUAUAACACUGUAGAGGCCACAUUUAUGACCCUAUGAUGAUUCCAAGACCAAGCUUUACAGGUGAGCGGUAUAGGAUCAUCAUGACCCUCUUGUUGUAAUAUAUUGUCACUUAAACUGUAUUUCUUAAUAUUUACAGUGUACUUAUGCACAUGUUCAUAUCCAUUUAAAUUGCUUUUAUAUAGAUUGUUUAUAGAGUAUAUUACAUGAGUGUCUUUUCAUAUUGAACUUGUUAAACGAGUUGGAUAAAAUAAUAAAAUGCGAGGCUCUGCAGAGUAUUUAUCAAUUACAUUCAUCGGGUUUAAUAAAUUCAGUGUGGAAAUACACAACAUUUUGUGUAGUAUUCUUUUAUCACAUGUAAGCUUUUCAUGCUGAAACGUCAUUUUUUUUUCUUUCUUUACCAAUUUGACACUGAGUAAAUUCGACCAACGUCAAAGCUUUAUUACACUAAUGUAAUACCAGAACUUUGUAAUGGCUUUAUUUCACUCCCACCACGUCAAAUUAAGAAAUAAUAUAUCUCAUUAAGUGAUUUGUCGCUGAAUAAAUCAUUGUUUGGAGUUCAGAUGUGGAGAAAUUAUCUCACGAGGGCGCAUCUGAACGACAAACAAUGAUUUUAUUCAAGAGCAAAUCAUUAAAUGGGAUAUAUAAGUUCGAUUCUAACACGUUACGGAGGACUUUAAAGUACAUCCUUAACGGCAUUCAUUAAAUAUGUGACAGUUUUCAAUCGGUUUCUUUUCCAGCGAGCCGUUAUGCCGUUAGACGAUAUGACGUAAUAAUUGUGACGCCAGAACAGUGAAUUGUUGUAUAAUAAUUCAAUGUUUUCAGCCUUCUUUGUUUAAAUGAAUCGGAUCGUGUUAGAAUAUGUGAUAAAGCAUCUUAUAAGCAGAUCUACACAUUCAUUGUUUUAUAUUAUUUUCUUUAUAGAUCAAUACAUGUUGUUUUAUUCAUCUGUUUGUUUUAUAUAGAAAUUGUAUCAAUACAUAUUCUUUAUUCAAUCAUGUUGUAUAUAUUUUUAUCAGUAUACAGUGAAAAUGAUUUGUAACAGAAGACAAUUUGUUUGUAGGAAUUUUCAAACUUAAAGGGAUAUCCAGGGAUUUUUUUAGGAAAAAAUUAAUUCCAUGAUUUAUUUUUAAUAUUGUACUUACUCAUUUCAAAGAAACAGAAAGUGCUAAUUUUAUUGUAUAUGCUUUAGUUAAUCAAUAUGCGACUAUAUGUGAAGACGCGAAAGCAUGCAACAAAUCUUCUUAUUAAGAAUCUAGCUAUAAAUCCCUCGUCAUUUUGUUUUAUCAUUACUAAAAAAGAUAUACGGAAAUAGAGAAAUGUAGAAUAUGGUGUUUUAUAGCAAAAUUUAGUGGAUACCUUUCCCUUGCACAUGUAUAUCAUGUUAACAAUCUCAUGUGAACUGCGCACGCAAUCAUCAGUAUCUUUUGUUACUACGCAUGCCAAUAAAAUGAGAGAAAUAUCAUUUAUAUUUUUCUUCACCGACUGUUCCACCUGUAUAUCCCUUCAAGAUCAACUGAAUAUUAGUUAGAGGUGUUUUGUUUUAAUAUUAAAUUGUAUAUUUAUAUACACAAUUGUAGUAAAAAAUGUAAUCAGAAGUAAAUAUAUCACCGGACGUCUUCCACGAGGCGUGCUCAAGGCAUUUGCAGAACGUUCAUUUUUGUACAUAUUAUUUUGAAUUACGACACAAAUGAGCCGUGCCAUGGGAAAACCAACAUAGUGGGUUUGCGACCAGCAUGGAUCCAGACCAGCCUGCGCAUCCGCGUAGUCUGGUCAGGAUCCAUGCUGUUCGCUUUUAAAGCCUAUUGGAAUUGGAGAAACUGUUAGCGAACAGCAUGGAUCCUGACCAGACUGCGCGGAUGCGCAGGCUGGUCUGGAUCCAUGCUGGUCGCAAACCCACUAUGUUGGUUUUCUCAUGGCGCGGCUCAAAUGUCUUUACCAUGCCUUUUGGAAAGUGGAAGUGAGAUUAUAGGCUGGUCAAUUCAUUGUUGUUUUUCAGUAAGUUUAUAUCAUACAAUCAUGAGUUUUUACAUUUUCCAUAAUUGAUCGAAACCAAACUUUGUUAAAUACUAAAACUUUGGAAGCAUAGAAUGCAUCCAAGCAAAGUGAGAGCAGACUCAGUUUGAUUUAGUCUGUUCACGAGAGACUACAAAACUCAUAGUGAAUGUAAAUAUUAAAUUUUAUGUGGAUCUGUGUUCGCAUUUGACAUAUAUAUAUUCCCAUUUUAAUAUAAUAUCUAAAAUCA